Molecule: messenger RNA, 994 nt
Organism: Pieris brassicae (large cabbage white)
Lineage: Eukaryota; Metazoa; Arthropoda; Insecta; Lepidoptera; Pieridae
Product: pseudouridine-5'-phosphatase-like
Exons: 5
Coding region: 282-968 (228 amino acids)
Molecular function (GO): phosphatase activity
Source: RefSeq, a predicted model, not a curated record
AAUUGUAAAUUUGAAAUAGGAAGAUGCAAAAUGUGCAUAAUCGUCAUAUACAAUAAUUAUAUUUUUAGGAUUUGAGUUCACAACAAUUAAUCUGCAAAAUGAAGAAUCAAUAUUUAGUUACCGCUUUGAAGAAACAAUAGAAAUAGUACUACGGAUGGAUAAAUAAAGAGUAAAAAGAAUAUUUAUUAGCAGUUGAGAAAGUCUAAGGAAUAAAAAAAAUGUGAAAAAACACAAGACUAGACACUGAAAUUUGUGUUUGAUGAAAGGUUUAAUUAGGAAACAUGCCUUUUAAACCAGUUACUCAUGUGUUAUUUGAUAUGGAUGGAUUGAUAUUAAACACUGAAGAUCUUUAUACGUUGGGUUUUCAAGAAAUUGCUUCGCGGUACGGAAAAAAAUUUACGUUUGAACUAAAAUGCCAAAUAAUGGGUCAACAAAGUAAAGAAUUUGCAAAAUCUAUAAUUACGGCGCUGGAAUUACCCAUGUCCGUAGAUGAAUUUUUAGUUGAGACGCGGAAAAUUUUUAACGAUUUAUUUCCACUAUGUUCAGUAUUGCCAGGAGUCGAGAGACUAAUUAGGCACUUAAGCAAAUGUAAUAUUCCAAUAGGUUUGGCUACAAGUAGUAGUCAAGAAACAUAUGAAUUAAAAACUAAGAACCACAAAGAUCUGUUUGAUUUAUUUACUUAUAAAACAUUGGGAUCUUCAGACCCGGAUGUGAAACGAGGAAAACCACACCCAGAUAUAUUUUACACUGCUGCUGCUAAGUUUCUCGAGAGACCGAACCCUCAACAUUGCCUGGUCUUUGAAGAUUCACUAAAUGGGGUGCUGGCUGCUGCUGCAGCUGGCAUGCAAGUUGUAUUAAUACCCGAUUCCCGUCUAGACCAUUCAUUGGCUUCUGACGCUACACUGAUCAUUGAAUCAAUGGAGCAUUUUAAGCCAGAACUUUUUGGUCUCCCGCCAUUACAUGAGUAGUAAGUGCAAAUACAAUUCAACAAGUU